AUGGCUUCGUACGACAUAGCGAGUCUGAAUCGCGAUGUAGAAAUGUUGCUGACAGACCUGAAUAGACGUGAUCAGGGUUUCAACCCGCCAGGCAAUGGCAACAACAACAACCUUGCUGCUGCUCCUCCUGGUGCCACCCACCAAUCCCCGGCUGAACCUCCCGGAGUUCACCAGAACGGAAGUGACACCAUUAUCCCUGCUGCCAUUUCUGGCACCGCAAAUCACCCUCCCGGAGCCCUCGCCGCUCACAUAAAGCGACUCGACUUCCCCAAGGCCCACUUCCGCAAAAGUGACCGCCUCAAAUCUGACGCACUUGAAGACAUGAGCUUGAUGCCGGCGCAACGUGAUCCCGUUCUUCGUUCGGAAAAGACAUGGACAGGGCCAAAGCUGGACCGCAUCAUCGGCGAAAGUCUUGACAACAUUGAAUCUGCGCUUCAGCAGGUUGUCGGCGUUCGUGUUGAGCCCCCAUGCCUCUCCUGCCUGCGGGGCCAUGGCCCAUGGAACUCCUGUGUGCUCCUUGAGAGCAACUCAGACAUCACUGCGUGUGCUGGAUGCCACUUCCGUGGAAACGACGUGCGUUGCACUUAUUAUCGACCACCACCUCCGGAUACCACCGAACGCGACCGCCGAGACCGUGAAAUUGAGGAUCUCCGGGAGGAAAUCAACCGACUUCAGCAGCGAAGCACCGAAAUGACCAUGGCCAUUGAUGAAACCAGACAAACAAUGAAAGUCCUACGCGAGGCUACCCAGGGUGGAAUGGCGGCUGAUGAGACGCGUCAAACGAUGACCGCCCUCGCUGAGACUUUGCGGUUCCAUAAUCAGCAGGUCUCCCAGGCUCGCGCCGAUGCCGAGUUGCUGGGCCAGCGUCACCAGGAGCUCCGCACUCUGAUCCGCGAAGCUGAACAGCUCCAACAGGAGGAGAACAAGUUUACUGCAUCGACUGAUUCCCGUCGCCGCCAGAGUCAUGAUCACAGCUCUCACUAA
Molecule: messenger RNA, 984 nt
Organism: Penicillium vulpinum
Lineage: Eukaryota; Fungi; Ascomycota; Eurotiomycetes; Eurotiales; Aspergillaceae
Product: DUF3716 domain-containing protein
Exons: 1
Coding region: 1-984 (327 amino acids)
Source: RefSeq, a predicted model, not a curated record